Molecule: messenger RNA, 1608 nt
Organism: Kluyveromyces lactis
Lineage: Eukaryota; Fungi; Ascomycota; Saccharomycetes; Saccharomycetales; Saccharomycetaceae
Exons: 1
Coding region: 1-1608 (535 amino acids)
Source: RefSeq, a predicted model, not a curated record
AUGAGUCUUCCGAUCGAAAUUAUUGAUCGUGUAGUAACUAGCGGACUAGACAGUCUAGAGAGUCUGUUAGCAUGGAGUAAGGUUGGUUCACAUUUUAGAACAAUUAUAAAGCGCAAGCUUGGUGUAUUGAAGAUUUGGGAUUUGGAUAGGGAAUCAUCAAAAACCUUAGCAGAUCCUUGCAAUUAUGAGUUGUUAUCUGAUGAGAGAAACACCGCUUGCGUAAAUACAGAUACGUUCAAGUUUCCUGUGUUGAGCGAAUUUCUACGGAAGUUUGACAACGUUCUCAUUGUCAUCGUAUCCGAUCGCUGCUACAGUGACCCAUUGGCGACGGCAUUAUGUGAAUUAAGUAGAGGGCUAAGUGGGAUGGGUACUCUAAAGAAUCUAUGCUUCAUGUAUAAGACGACUACCAAUUUCCUUUCCAAGUUCUAUUUCAGAGAGCUAAGCCAUUGUCAAAGCCAACUACGAUUAUGUGAAUUACAUAUAUUCGCCAACCGAGAUAUUAAUCACCAGGAAGUUGACAUGUUUGAUAUCGACACGAUAUUUGAGACUACUUAUUUACAUGACGUGGAAACGCUGUUCACUUUGAACAUAAGAAGGGGUAAGAAAGUGAUUGCACCUAGGAUUAUGACAGUGAAUCAAUUGCAAUGUGAGGAUAACACUACAAUAGUCGAUGAUCUACAAUACUGUCCCCUGCUUAAAACGAUUGAAAAAUUCCAAGUGCCACCAGGAAAGAGAGUUGUAUUACCACCAUGCGACCAUUUAACUCUCGUCAGUUACAAUAGUAACACUGAAAGGGAUCUUGUUGAUGGAUCCUUCGUGAGAGAAUCUUUGACAAUCAGGGCAUCCCCAAUGUGUUCAGAAGCCAAUUUCAAGAACAUCAAAUGCCGCAACAUUCGAUCCCUAUGUGUCGAAUUUAGUAACAGUGUCUGGGGUAACGUCAAGUUCAUCGAUUGUGCUUUUGGGAACCUAAGGUCUUACAGGUGUCCAGUGAAUACAGAAUGGGAAGAUUUGGUUUAUUCAAACUCAAUUUACGUUGAUACAAUCAUAUUCAAAAUCUCAAACAUGCUGUCACUACAGAACCUCGCACAGAUCCCAUUCACGUUGGACAACCUCGUCUUGAAUUCAGACGACAAGGAAUUGAAACCACCAGAAUGUAAGCCGGAUCAAAUGAGAAGCAUAUACGGUUGUAAACAGGUAAUCCAAGAAUUGAAAAGGUUGGAAUUCGAACUUUCAAGCAUCUGGGACUGCGCCGUAUUUCAACAUGUGAUCAUUCCAAAUCUCACAAAUGAUUCUGAAUUGUGCCUUACGAUAAACGAAAGUCACAUAGCAAGAGAGCUAGAGAAGGCUCGUGAAUGGGACAGAUCUUUGUAUCUGCUCGAAAGUUUACAACUAGAUUGGAAUCGUAAUAAGAUACGGUUCUGUAUCCCUAAAUUGAAAGCAUUCCAAUUAUCUAUUAUAAGAGAAAGAAUGGACGAAACAAGAGAACGAGUAUUUCAAUUGCCCGUUGGUACAAUGUCGCUACUGCAUCCAUUACUUUCUACAAAUGGUGCCAACUACGUUAACCUGUCCGAGCAUGAUGUUAUCGAAUUCAUAGAUACUAAUGCAUAA